Labeo rohita (rohu) is the source of this 1597-nucleotide messenger RNA. RefSeq names its product lin-28 homolog Ab (gene lin28ab). Bases 407 to 1018 code for a protein of 203 amino acids. Gene Ontology annotation, molecular function: nucleic acid binding; zinc ion binding. The record is from RefSeq and is a predicted model, not a curated record. Lineage: Eukaryota; Metazoa; Chordata; Actinopteri; Cypriniformes; Cyprinidae. The transcript has 4 exons.
ACGCGUUUAACAGGUGUUGUACUGUUUCUUCUGACAUGAGUCAUCAACCUGUGCUCUUGUUGAGAGUGCGUUUGGGAAGCUGAUGAACGGCAUCCAAGAAUCCUGCAUGAAUAUUUAAUUGGAAAGUGGAUGCGGCUUUAAUUGUGUUUGUGGGUGACGGGCCGCAUGACAAUCCAAAUACAGUCAUCAGAGCAGAACCACAGCAGGAGCCUUGACUGACUCACUGCUCCUCAUUCAUUCACUCACUCGCACAUGCUCGGCGUAGACUACUAUAAAAUGCCUUCGAGGAGGGGAACAGUUGGACUGACACUUUUAGGUUCUUGGAAGGCUGGAGACCAGUCCUCAUUAGCUGAUUAAACAAUAAAGAGAAAAUCAACUAUUUUUCAAGUAUUUCUAAGUCAUCAAGAUGCCUCCUGCGAACCCACAUCUCAAUCGCACAGGGGGCUGUGCAAAGACAGAGGAGGAGGAAGCAGCGAGCUCCGAGGAAGACUCGAUCUCGUUCCGUGGAAGUGGGGUUUGCAAAUGGUUUAAUGUGCGGAUGGGCUUCGGCUUCCUGUCCAUGACCCAUCGGGAGGGUAUCUGUUUGGACCCACCCGUGGAUGUGUUCGUCCAUCAGAGCAAGCUUCAUAUGGAGGGCUUCCGCAGUCUGAAAGAAGGGGAAGCAGUGGAGUUCACCUUCAAAAGAUCCUCUAAGGGUCUGGAGUCCUUACGGGUGACGGGGCCAGGCGGGGUGCCAUGCGUAGGCAGCGAGAAGAAACCCAAGGGUGCCCAAAAACGUCGCUCAAAAGGAGAUCGAUGCUUCAACUGUGGAGGGCCGAAUCAUCAUGCCAAAGAAUGCCAGCUGCCACCUCAGCCAAAAAAGUGCCAUUUUUGCCAAAGCAUCACCCACAUGGUGGCCAACUGUCCAAUCAAAGCACAGCAGUUGUCACCGGGAUCUCAGGGAAAAUCAACGACUUCGACGACAGGAGAAGAGGAGGACAUGAGCCACACCCCCUUCCCUCCGGACAGCUCUGAUUAGUCGGGGAAGGUCGUCAGGGAAACACAAGCACCAAUCAAAAAGUUUCAAUGGAAAGCUGCUUUUGGAACUAACUCAGGUUUUUCUUUUUCAAACAGCAGAAAUGAAUGUCGCCGCUCACUUUUGUACUUUAGUCAGGAAAUUAAAACCAGAUUAAAUUAAUAUUGAAUGUUAUACUUAGGAAAAUAUGAUCACUAUCACCAUCCACACUGUAAAAAAAAAAAAAAAAAAGUUACCCCCCUGACUCAAUUUUUAGUCAACUAAAAUAUUCCAUUUGUCACCUAAAUUAACAUUAAGUAACUUAAUUUUUAAGUUGACUAAACUAAACAUUUUAUGUCAGCGGGGUAACAAAUUUUAUUACGUUGAAACAACAAUUUUUUUUGACAGCCAUCUGGGUAAAAUUUCUGUACCUCAUCUUUGCCAUUUGCGUAUUCACUCCAAUGGUGGGAUGAACCAGAUAUGAAUGGUGGAUGAUCAUGAAAUGGAGGGCAAAUCUCAUAAAAAACAUGUCCAAGUCACAAUUUCAGAAAUGAUAUGCUUAAAGCCUAUUUUAGGGUUUUUAUUAAUUGAAAAUGAUGCAUG